Molecule: messenger RNA, 838 nt
Organism: Dendroctonus ponderosae (mountain pine beetle)
Lineage: Eukaryota; Metazoa; Arthropoda; Insecta; Coleoptera; Curculionidae
Exons: 7
Coding region: 109-696 (195 amino acids)
Molecular function (GO): odorant binding
Source: RefSeq, a predicted model, not a curated record
UGAUGGCCAAUUAUAUUCCUAUUGAUUUGCCUCGAAAAUUAUAAGUUGCUUGUUAUUACAGGCUAUUAAAUUAUCUUAAACAAACUACAGUACCUAUUUGGUACAUGAAUGUUUGCUUUACACGAAAAACGCAGUUCGAGUCGCCUCAUCAUGUUGAAAAAGGGAAUCCGAUCGAUCUUCAUAUUUAGUGUGUUAAUUCAUAAUUGUUUUAGGUAUGUGGACUCAGCAUGUGAAAGAUCGCUAUCUAUGAUGGCAGCUGAAGACAUAUGCUGGAGUAACAAGGUGAAAAUCGUUGAUAGAAUUCAAUACACAACUAAAAGUGUCCUGAAUUUUGCUAAAGAGAAACUGGGACUAGUGAAGGAUGAACCAUUUCAUCCUCAACAAUGCGAUUACUACGAAUGCAUUUUUGCAGAGCUGAAGAUGCUUGACCCAAACGGAUAUCCGAAUUAUAAUAAAAUUGUUGAAUGGAUAGACAACAAUAUAAUUUAUAAUUACGCCAAGACCCAAUAUGAUACCUUAAAAGAGUGCAAUGCCGCUUUAUCUCAAAGCGUAGAAUCAGACACGUACUUUUCUGGGGACCUAAUACCAAUCAAUGAAGGACCACAAUCAUUGCAAAACAACUGCGAGGUAGUACGAGAAUUCAUGAAGUGUUUGGCAUUAAAUGCUACAGAGUGCAUCAUAUUUGUAUAUCCAUGAAGAACAAAUGAACACAACAGUAGCAGUAUUAGUCUGGCCGAUCAGAAUUAUUUUACGAUUCAAUACCAAGGCUACUAGGAUGGGAAGGUAGAUAUUAAAUGUAAAACAUCAUUAAUAUACCUUAAAAUAUAUUACUUAAAAA